Aricia agestis (brown argus) is the source of this 1028-nucleotide messenger RNA. Its product is annotated as MICOS complex subunit MIC27-like. Gene Ontology annotation, biological process: cristae formation. NCBI's taxonomy places the organism in Eukaryota, Metazoa, Arthropoda, Insecta, Lepidoptera, Lycaenidae. Gene Ontology annotation, cellular component: MICOS complex. The record is from RefSeq and is a predicted model, not a curated record. The transcript is spliced from 7 exons. The coding region runs from base 46 to 789 and encodes 247 amino acids.
GGCCCAGCAUCUGUGGGCCCAGCACUUCGAAAUUUAUGAAAAAAGAUGUUGCGGAAAGUAGUACUGGGCUCGGGGAUAGUGGCGCUCAUUCCCACAGUGAAUGCUGCCAGCCCAGUCCAAGAAGCUGCUGGACCGAAAAAGCCUCCUCCGAUGAGGCUUUCGGAGUUGCCCAUCUACGACGCGCCCCAUGCUGAUUACAACGAGUAUCUCGAAACUAAGGAGAAGGAAGGCAAAAGCAGCUAUAUGAGAUCCGCACUACAUCCACCAGUCCAGGCUGUCAGGGAACAAUGUCAAAGUGUGUGGUCACAGACUGAAUCCGUGAAAAAUGUAAUCAAAGAUAAUUACAAUGAAUUCAGCGACCGGUCAGAAUGGAUAGUUCAAUAUUUAAGAGAAGAAGAGAAUAAACAAACUCGAUAUGGAGCUGUGGCAAUGGGUGGCCUGACAGGUUUUAUCUUUGGCCUGAGAGGUGGAUUCAUUAGGAGACUAUUCUAUGCUGGCCUUGGAACCACAGCCAUGGGCUAUGUAUGUUUCCCAGAAGAAACUAAGGAGAUAAUGAGUGAAAACUCAACUCUGUUAAAGCAAUACAUAAACAUUGCAUACAACUUUUUAUAUGGUGUGAAACCAGGAGAUCCACAGCUGGAGGUUAAGUUUCCAGAGCUGUCUAUUCCUAAAGACUUCUCUGAGUUUGUUGAUAUGACGGUAUCUUUAGCUUCGACUGUUAAGCAGGCGGUCAUGCCACCACCAUCUAAAGAUGCAGUCAGCAGCAAGCCAGAGGAAAAGAAGAAUUAGGGUAAAUAACUUCAGACAUCAACACAGUGCAAGGAUUUAAGAACAUGGCUGGUCGACAACUAGUUUCUGAUAUGAAGUGCAAUGAAAUCCAACAUAAUAGAUUCAUUCUAUUAUGGACAGUUUCUUAUUCUGGUCUUUGUAGAAUGUAGGUAGUUUAUUUAUUUGAACUUAAAUCAAUAACAAACUUUAGACUUGUUUGCAAUGCAACAAAUGAAAUAAAUUAUUUAUUUUAAAAUUGA